Molecule: messenger RNA, 1299 nt
Organism: Triticum turgidum subsp. durum (durum wheat)
Lineage: Eukaryota; Viridiplantae; Streptophyta; Magnoliopsida; Poales; Poaceae
Source: the annotation of a GenBank genome assembly
AUGGCGAGGGAUAAUGGCGACGGGCUGGCGGCGAUUGCCGGGCGGAUCGGCGUGCUCGGGUCCGUCGUGCUGAACAUCGUGGCGCUGGCGAUCUACCUCCGUGGCCGCGCCGCCGCCGAGAAGCAGGCCAGCAAGAAGGUGAAGAAGGCGGCGGCUGUGGCGCCGUCGUCUGGCAAGCCUCCCGUCGCGUGUGACUCGGUCAUCAAUUUGGACCACGGUGAUCCAACGAUGUUUGAGACGUUUUGGCGCGGACCGAUUGGCGAAAGCGCUACGCUGGUGAUUCCAGGGUAUCAGACGAUGAGUUACUUCUCUGACGUCGGCAACCUUUGCUGGUUCCUCGAGCCAGGCUUCGAGCGUGAGGUGCGCCGCCUCCACCGCCUCGUCGGCAAUGCCGCCAUCGAGGGCUACCACGUCCUCGUCGGCACCGGAUCGUCUCAGCUCUUCCAGGCCGCACUCUACGCGCUCGCCCCGCCCACUGCCGACGCGCCCGUCAGCGUCGUAUCAACUACCCCUUUCUACUCUAUGUACCCGCCCUUGACGGACUUCCUCAACUCACGGCUCUACCGAUGGGCCGGCGACGCCAACGCAUUUGACGGCGACGACUACAUUGAGGUCAUCUGCUCACCGAGCAACCCCGACGGCAGCAUCCGCGAGGCCGUCCUCAAGUCCAAGUCCGGCAAGGACAUACACGACCUGGCUUACUACUGGCCGCAGUACACUCCCAUCACCCGCAUGCUCGCGCAUGACAUCAUGCUCUUCACCGUGUCAAAGUGUACGGGCCACGCCGGCACGAGGAUAGGGUGGGCCUUGGUGAAGGACAAGGAGGUGGCACAGAAGAUGAGCAAGUUCAUGGAGCAAAGCACCAUAGGCGUGUCCAAGGACGCGCAGCUACGCGCCGCCAAGGUACUCGGGGCGGUCACAGACGGCUACGAGCACCAGCUUGCCACCGCUGCCGGUGGGGACGCGAACCUCCUCUUCCAUUACGCGCGGCAGAAGAUGGCACAGCGCUGGCGUGCACUCCGUGCUGCCGUAGCAGCCUCCGGCAUCUUCAGCCUCCCCGACGAGGUGGCCGGCUUCUGCGCCUUCACCAAGGACACCGUCACCUCUAAUCCUGCAUUCGCAUGGCUGCGCUGUCAGAAGCAAGAAGUGGAAGACCUAGAGAGCUUCUUGCGUGCGAACAAGAUCAUAACCCGCAGCGGGACUAAGUUCGGAGCUGAUCAAAAGGUGGUCAGGAUCAGUAUGGUCGACACUGAUGAAGCAUUCGGCAUAUUCGUCAAUCGCCUUGCUGCCAUAAAAUGA